UUGUUAAUGUGCACCCCCAGUGAGUAAAACAGCAGAGCACUAAGGAAUGAGCACCACGCCAGGCCCAGAGGAGGGUUGUGUUGUGGCAGCUGUUGAGAGAAAGCGCAUGGAGAGCCUGGAGAAGGAAAUGCUAAGUACGCCUGGACAGGGAAGCCUAACCCGACUCUAAAGGACCACAUGAUGACUAGAACCAACUCCAGGCAGCUUGCAGGCGCCCCUAGAAGCGAGGAAGAGGAAGAGGGAGAAGAUGUCCAGGCCACGCAAGCCCCAGAGCCCUGCCUUCCAGCCAUGGGCCACGUCGCAGCCCUUCGGACAAGCAUCAGGGGGGACGCUGCAGUCGGAAAACGCAAGAGGAAAUGUGACGGACCCCAACAUGGUGGCGCUCUUUGCACGUUUCUUUGGCAAAGGUUCAGGAGGUGAAAUCUCCAUCAACUCUUCCGAACACAGCGGCUUAUUGCCACCACCUGUGGAUUACAGCCUCCGAGACACUGACCAGAAGGGUCUCUAUCUGCAUGAGGAGAACUUGGUGGUGGCCCCUCUGCAAGGCACCAACUCUGCCCACGAAGCCUCGACUCUCACAUGCCCCUGCCCGCUGCUGCUGCCUUUUAGACCCAGUCCUGACUCCGUAGAGCAAGGGGUGCCCACCGAAGGACCUGUCAGCAGUCUACAUAUGUGGGACGGUCUAAGCGUUAGUGGCACAAGAGUGAAAGCAGACGAUCAGCGUGCUCCCCAACCAGGACCUGGAGCGGAAGCGGAUCCCCCUGAUCCUGGGCGUCCGAGGCGGCUCCCAGGGCCUCUCCUGUGGGAAGGCUGCCGAGCCCAAGCUGCAGCUGGAGGACAGCAGCCUCAGCUCCCUCUUCGGCAGCGGGGAGGAGGCCAGGCGCUUCACUUUCUACAAGAGCUACAACGGCAUCACCCACACCUUUGAGUCGGCCGCCUACCCGGCGUGGCUCCUCUGCUCCUCGGUGGAGGCUCACCAGCCCCUGGCCCUCACCAAGGCGCCCGGGGAGGGCGCCAGCAUCACGGCCUUCCACUUCGAGCCCAAAGAGCCUCCAGCCUAG
Molecule: messenger RNA, 1061 nt
Organism: Hemicordylus capensis (graceful crag lizard)
Lineage: Eukaryota; Metazoa; Chordata; Lepidosauria; Squamata; Cordylidae
Product: interleukin-36 receptor antagonist protein-like
Exons: 7
Coding region: 248-928 (226 amino acids)
Biological process (GO): cellular response to lipopolysaccharide; positive regulation of gene expression; cytokine-mediated signaling pathway
Molecular function (GO): cytokine activity; interleukin-1 receptor binding
Source: RefSeq, a predicted model, not a curated record